Mesoplodon densirostris (Blainville's beaked whale) is the source of this 5672-nucleotide messenger RNA. RefSeq names its product ATPase phospholipid transporting 8B4 (putative) (gene ATP8B4). Gene Ontology annotation, cellular component: plasma membrane. Lineage: Eukaryota; Metazoa; Chordata; Mammalia; Artiodactyla; Ziphiidae. The transcript is spliced from 28 exons. The record is from RefSeq and is a predicted model, not a curated record. Bases 150 to 3920 code for a protein of 1256 amino acids. Gene Ontology annotation, biological process: phospholipid translocation; Golgi organization. Gene Ontology annotation, molecular function: magnesium ion binding; ATPase-coupled intramembrane lipid carrier activity; ATP hydrolysis activity.
AGUUCUGCCCUGGUAGCAGCAGUAGGCAACUAUUCCAGGAGAAACUCUUCUGGGCUUUUGGUAUUUUUCCAAGGACCGUUUUUACUCCCUCAGUUCUUCACUGGCGGGGAAGCUGCUUUCCUGCAACACCUUCCUCUUUUUCUGAUGAGAUGCUGAUUCUGAUCUGCCAUCUAGCAGCUUCCGGUAGUGGCCAGCUGUUGAGGCCUGGUGAAAAAAAAUCAGGUGCAAUAAUGUUCUGCAGUAAAAAGAAAUCACUUGAAGUGGAACGGAUAGUAAAAGCCAAUGACCGUGAAUAUAAUGAGAAGUACCAGUACACAGAUAAUCGUAUCCACACGUGCAAGUACAACAUUCUCACCUUCUUGCCCAUUAAUUUAUUUGAACAGUUUCAAAGAGUGGCAAAUGUGUAUUUCCUUUUCCUUCUGAUUUUACAGCUGAUUCCAGAAAUUUCCUCCUUGACCUGGUUUACCACCAUUGUACCUUUGGUCCUGGUGGUAACUAUGACAGCUGUCAAAGAUGCCACAGAUGAUUAUUUUCGCCACAAGAGUGAUAAUCAAGUGAAUAAUCGGCAAUCUGAAGUGCUCAUUGACAGCAAACUGCAGAAUGAAAAAUGGAUGAAUGUCAAAGUGGGAGACAUCAUUAAAUUAGAAAAUAACCAAUUUGUUGCUGCUGAUCUGCUUCUCCUAUCAAGUAGUGAGCCACAUGGCCUCUGUUAUAUUGAAACUGCUGAGCUUGAUGGGGAAACGAACCUUAAAGUGCGCCGUGCGCUAUCAGUUACCUCAGAACUUGGAGCAGAUGUUAGCAGACUUGCAAAGUUUGAUGGGAUUGUUGUCUGUGAGGCGCCUAACAACAAACUAGAUAAAUUCACUGGAGUCCUCUCUUGGAAGGGCAGCAAGCACUCCCUCAACAAUGAGAAGAUAAUCCUGAGGGGCUGUGUCCUGAGAAAUACCAGCUGGUGUUUUGGAAUGGUUAUUUUUGCAGGUCCUGAUACUAAACUAAUGCAGAACAGUGGUAAGACAAAGUUUAAGAGGACAAGCAUUGAUAGAUUGAUGAAUACUCUAGUAUUAUGGAUUUUUGGGUUUCUGAUAUGCUUGGGAAUUAUUCUUGCAAUAGGAAAUUCAAUCUGGGAGAAUCAAGUUGGGGACCAAUUCAGAACUUUCCUCUUUUGGAAUGAAGGAGAGAAGAACUCUGUGUUCUCAGGAUUCUUAACAUUCUGGUCAUAUAUUAUUAUUCUCAACACAGUUGUACCAAUUUCUUUAUAUGUGAGUGUGGAAGUAAUUCGUCUGGGACACAGUUAUUUUAUAAACUGGGAUCGGAAGAUGUAUUACUCUGGGAAGGCAACACCUGCUCAAGCUCGGACGACCACGCUCAAUGAGGAACUAGGCCAGAUUGAAUAUGUUUUCUCUGACAAAACGGGUACCCUCACUGAAAACAUCAUGACUUUUAAAAAAUGUUCCAUUAAUGGGAGAAUCUACGGCGAAGUACAUGAUGUCCUGGGUCAGAAGACAGACAUGACAAAGAAAAAAGAGGCUGUGGGUUUCUCAGUCAACCCCCAAGCAGGCAGAACAUUUCAAUUUUUUGACCACCAUCUGAUGGAAUCCAUUAAAAUGGGUGAUCCCAAAGUGCAUGAAUUCCUUAGGUUACUUGCACUCUGCCACACCGUAAUGUCAGAGGAAAAUAGUGCAGGAGAGCUGAUUUACCAAGUUCAAUCACCUGAUGAAGGGGCUCUAGUGACUGCUGCAAAAAAUUUGGGGUUCAUUUUUAAGUCUCGGACCCCAGAGACAAUAACAAUAGAAGAAUUGGGAACACUAGUUACUUAUCAAUUGCUUGCCUUUUUGGAUUUCAACAAUUUCAGAAAAAGGAUGUCUGUCAUAGUUCGAAACCCAGAAGGACAGAUAAAGCUUUAUUCCAAAGGAGCAGACACUAUUCUGUUUGAAAGACUUCAUCCAUCCAACGAAGACCUCCUGACCUUGACAUCAGACCAUCUCAGUGAAUUUGCAGGAGAAGGCCUUCGAACCUUGGCCAUCGCAUACAGAGAUCUGGAUGACAAGUACUUCAAAGAGUGGCACAAGAUGCUUGAAGAUGCAAACGCUGCCAUAGAUGAGAGGGAUGAACGGAUAGCAGGGCUGUAUGAAGAAAUCGAAAGGGAUUUGAUGCUACUAGGUGCAACUGCUGUAGAAGAUAAGUUACAAGAGGGUGUUAUUGAAACGGUUACAAGCUUAUCACUAGCCAAUAUUAAGAUCUGGGUCCUAACAGGAGACAAACAAGAAACUGCCAUCAAUAUUGGCUAUGCCUGCAACAUGCUGACUGAUGACAUGAAUGAUGUGUUCAUCGUAGCAGGGAACACAGCCGUGGAGGUCAGAGAAGAACUCAGGAAAGCAAAGGAAAAUUUGUUUGGACAAAACAGAAGUUUUUCCAAUGGCCAUGUAGUUUUUGAAAAAAAGCAGCCGCUGGAGUUGGACUCAGUUGUAGAAGAAACCGUAACAGGGGAUUAUGCCUUAAUCAUAAAUGGCCACAGUUUGGCCCAUGCUCUAGAAAGUGAUGUCAAGAACGAUCUUCUAGAACUUGCCUGCAUGUGUAAGACUGUGGUUUGCUGCCGAGUCACCCCUCUCCAGAAAGCUCAAGUAGUAGAGCUGGUGAAGAAGCACAGAAAUGCUGUCACUUUGGCCAUAGGCGAUGGAGCCAAUGACGUCAGCAUGAUCAAAAGUGCUCACAUUGGUGUCGGCAUCAGUGGCCAGGAAGGACUGCAGGCAGUCCUAGCCAGCGACUACGCAUUUGCACAGUUUAGAUACCUCCAAAGGCUUCUCCUUGUUCAUGGAAGGUGGUCCUAUUUCCGAAUGUGCAAAUUCCUAUGCUAUUUCUUCUAUAAGAAUUUUGCAUUCACACUUGUGCAUUUCUGGUUUGGUUUCUUCUGUGGUUUCUCAGCCCAGACUGUCUAUGACCAGUGGUUCAUUACCCUUUUUAACAUUGUCUACACAUCACUGCCUGUUUUAGCCAUGGGGAUUUUUGACCAGGAUGUUAAUGACCAGAAUAGCAUGGAUUGUCCCCAGCUCUACAAACCUGGACAGCUGAAUCUACUUUUUAACAAGCAUAAAUUUUUCAUCUGCAUGGCACAUGGAAUCUACACCUCAUUAGCCCUUUUCUUCAUCCCGUAUGGGGCCUUUUACAACGUGGCUGGAGAAGAUGGACAGCACAUUGCAGACUACCAGUCUUUUGCAGUGACCAUGGCCACAUCUUUGGUCAUUGUGGUCAGUGUGCAGAUAGCCUUGGAUACCAGUUACUGGACUGUCAUUAAUCAUGUCUUCAUCUGGGGCAGCAUUGCCACGUAUUUCUCCAUUUUAUUUACCAUGCACAGUAAUGGCCUCUUUGGCAUCUUCCCAAGACAGUUUCCAUUUGUUGGAAAUGCACGACAUUCCUUGACCCAGAAGUGCAUCUGGCUUGUUAUUCUCUUAACGAUAGUGGCUUCAGUUAUGCCUGUGGUGGCAUUCAGAUUUUUGAAGGUGGAUUUAUUCCCAACCCUGAGUGAUCAGAUCCGCCAGUGGCAGAAGGCUCAAAAGAAGGCAAGACCCCUGCGUAGCCGAAAGCCUCAGACUCGGAGAUCAAGCUCGAGAAGAUCUGGAUAUGCUUUUGCGCACCAAGAGGGCUAUGGAGAGCUUAUCACAUCUGGAAAAAAUAUGCGAGCUAAAAAUCCACCCCCGACAUCAGGGUUGGAAAAGACACUGUAUAAUAGCACUAGCUGGAUUGAAAAUUUAUGUAAGAAAACCACAGACACAGUGAGCAGCUUUAGCCAGGAUAAAACGGUGAAACUGAGUCAAGAUGAAUUUGAGCCACACAGUUAUCUUUUCACUUUGGCUGGAGCUGAAAUUAACUGGCUCCAGAGUUUAAGAUCAGGGGCUAGGGGUGGGGCAGAUGGCCUCGCUUAACCUAAAUCUGUAUCAGACAGUGGCCAGUGCCAUCCAACAGAGAUGUGCUCUACUGAAAACCAGGUCAGAGGUCACUGUCCAAUUCAUGAGUUGGUGGACAAAACCCUCACAAUACCAGCACAGGUUUUUUUAAUCAACCUAGAUACCAAUCGAUCUGUACUUUAGAAUCUUAUUUAUGGAGAAACACUUGUAAAUCUGCAUAUACAGAGAAUGGGUCUUCAGGUGAAUAAAAGGGUGCAUUCACAAGGUAUAUAUCCCAGCUGAAAAGCAUCCUUGUGACAGAUUAACACUUAUAUGUAAGAUCAGCCUUUCCCAAGAUACACUUUUAAGAUUUAAAAGGUACACAUUGUACACUAAGGUGCUUCCAGACUUACAGCAGCUUGUCACUGUCCAGUCUUGAUCCCUACCUGUGUGUUCAGCCAGGAUAACAAAUCACCUUCAUGCCCGAAGAUUAGAAAAACAUGUUGGUAUUCCACAUUUUUCUACUAGUCUAGAGAUGAAGUAGACUGAACAUCUUUACAGUGGAAUAGGCUGACAAUUUGGUCAAAUAUAUUCAAAAAAUUAUCAGGGACAUGUUCAUGAAAUGUCAAAGAGAGACUCUGGAAAGUAUUCUAACUACUUUUCAAUGACUUUUAUAACAACUUCAGUAGUUAUUUUCUCUGCCUCAUCUAGAGCUAUUAAUGGACUCAGCAAAGCACUGGAAUUUCACACUUUGAUACUAUUCCAUGUAAUGUAUGUGCAGAUACUUUCAACAUCUCCAGUUUUAAAAAGUUCAGAUUUGAAACCAAACAAAUUAAUAAACAGCCUUUUAAAUUACUUAUUUAAAUAUGCAGGUUUAGGUCAUUCAGAGUUAGUUGGUUUUGAUAUUCAGCUGUCAUUUAUAAUUCAAACACAUGAGGUUGAGUUUUUGGAGAUGUUUCAGUCCAAAUUUGAGUCCAUAUGUGAGUCAUCAAUAUAGUAUCUGUAAAAGAAUUCAUGCAUAUUUGUGUUCAAACUCCAGUUCUGUCACUUCUUACCUCUGUAAGCUUGGGCAGGUAAUGUGCUUCCUCUGAGACUCAGUUUCUUCCUCUGUAAAAUGAGGAUAUACUACCUACCUCAUGUGGUUGUUCGAGGAUUGUCAAAGCACAAAUUCUUAAAUCAUUGAAAACAUAAUUCUCACGUGAAUAGAUGAUGAGUUAAGUGCCAUUUAACUCAAUCAGAAUACAAGAGCAAAUGUGAAGAACUGGAAUUUAAGUAAUCAGUGGAAAAGGCAUUGAUGAAAUGAGAUUGCAAAGUAAGAUCUAAAACUGGUUAGUAUUCUAAAGGGAAAUAACCUUGGAGGUAUUUUUAUAUAGUAACUAUAACCUUGGAGGUAAAGUUCUCUAUCAGAAAACAAAAAUAAAUGAUCAUCAUGCCUUAUCAAUUUUCUAUAAAUCAUCCUCCAACUUUACAGAAUCCUUAAUCUAGUCCUUACUGCAUUAUUGGUCAAAGUUAUAUUUCCCAAAAGAGUCAGAUGGCCCUUAGCUGGGCUUGAUGGAUAAUGGGCUAGCAUGAUAUUAUGGAUCACACAAUCCUUUUUUUUUUUUGGCCUUAAUUUCCAAGUCUGGGAUAACUUUUCCUGAAUGGGAUCAAAUGAGAUAUAUAUAAAAGAGCCUAAUACAGUGGUUUAAUCAUAGUUAAUGCUUUUAGAUAUUCCCUGUUCUCCUACAUGCCUGCAUAGACUUAACUAGAUGUUAGUUUUCAGUGUCUAAUUUGUCAUUAGUUUCACUGCAU